AGAAUGUCUCCACCGAAGGAUUUUAGUGCUAAAUGUAUUCCUCCAAGAGAUUAUCAGGUUGAAUUACUUGAUCGUGCAAAAAUUCAAAACACGAUUAUUUCGCUCGGUACUGGUAGUGGAAAAACGUUUGUGGCGGUUCUUUUAAUAAAAGAAUAUUCUCAGAGGUUGUUACAUCAAAAUGAAAAAGCUGUGUUUUUGGUUAAUACCGUUGAACUUGUUGCCCAGCAAGCUGAGCACAUUGAAUUUCAUUCGAGUCUUUCUGUUGCCCGUAUUUCUGGUUCUACAAUUAAAAGAAAAUAUGAGAGAAAAGAAGUUGAGAAAAUUACUAGCAGCAGUCAGGUGAUUGUAAUUACUGCUCAAGUGUUUCUUGAUUUAAUCAAUCAUGGGUUAUUCGAUUUCUCUUCUUUGGCCUUGUUGAUUGUUGAUGAAUGCCAUCAUUGUUUGGGAGAACUGCAUCCAUAUAGGCUGAUUAUGAAUCAUUACAAGAAAUUGCAAGGUCAACGACCACGCGUUUUGGGCCUUACAGCUUCAAUUCUGAAUAAAAAAGUGCCAUCCUCUCGCAUUGAGUGCACCGCUCAACUGUUAGAACAAAUAAUGGAUUCACAGAUAGAGACCUCCAGUAAUUAUACACAGAUAUGCAAAUAUGUUACAAAACCAAAGCAAUUUAUUGUUUGUACAAAGGAUGAUUGUACAAAUGAAAAAUUUGUGGUUGAUUUAUUGGAGCGCCUUCGUUCAUUUAUUGAAAAGAAUGAAGAUUUUCAUUCAGAACUUGAAGUUGAUCCGCGUCGCAAAAUUUAUGAAACAAUUUCCCGUUCAUUUUCAACUCUUCAACAAGUUGGUAGUUGGGCAGCUCUAAAAGGUUUUAUCCUUUGGCAAAAGAAUUUACUUAAACAUGUUGAUGACCCAAUAAUUGGCAAUAAACAAAAAUGUAUUUUAAGAAUGGCUGAGACUGCUUUUAGAACUUGUUCAAAAGUUUUAAGUCACAAAAUAAAUCCAUUAAACAGCUAUGACAAAUUGGGUAACGUGAACAAAUCAUAUAUCAGUGACAGAGUGCGCAAAUUGUUGGAAAUAUUAAAAAGUUAUUCGCCCUCAAAACGUGAAUUGUCUGGAAUUAAAGAUACACUUUUUGGAUUAGUUUUUGUGAAAGAACGAUUUAUUGCCUUUAUGAUUAAUAAUUUACUUCGUUUUCUUGUAAAACAAAAUCCUGAAGAGUUUGGACAUUUAAAAGUGGACUUUAUUGUUGGACACACUGGCAAUUCUGAAACUGGCGAUGAAGAUAGGCGUCUGGUAAAUCGAAAACAGGAACGAACUCUUACACAAUUCCGGAAUGGGCAACUAAAUUUAUUAAUAACAACGAAUGUUCUGGAAGAAGGAAUUGAUUUAAGAAAUUGUAAUUUGGUUAUUCGAUUUGAUCCACCAAUGGAUUUUCGGUCAUUUAUCCAAUCUAGCGGUCGUGCUCGAAGGGAAAAUAGCGCUUUUUAUAUACUUAUUGAGGAGAAAAAUUAUUUGGAUUUUAUGAUGGACUUAACUGGAUAUGCACAAGCAGAAGAGUUUGUUUUGCGACGUUAUCGUUCUGGCAAUGAUUUUACUUUGGAAGGAAAUGAUGAAACAAAAAUGAUACAUCCCCAUCUGGAUGAUGCUGUUGCUCCUUAUGUUGUUACAACUGAAAAAGGGACAGCUAAAGUCUCAUUAAGUAAUGCUAUACAAUUGGUGAACAGAUAUUGUGCAAAAUUACCAUCAGAUAUUUUUACUCGAUUAGUGCCACGUUAUACAAUACAAACUUUAUCAGAAAAUGGACAAACUUUGUAUAUUGCCGAAUUAUAUCUUCCGAUCAAUUCACCAAUAAAGGAGCCAAUAAAAUCUAAACCGAUGACUUCUAAAAGAUUAGCUUUAAUGGCAGUUGCUUUGGAGGCUUGCAAACGAUUACAUCAAAGAAAAGAAUUAAAUGACAAUCUUUUGCCUGCAGGAAAAGAUAUCUUGGAUGAUCUUCUAGGUGAAGUAGAUGAUGACGAAUAUCUGCCUCAUUUACCAAGCAGAAUGGGAUCCUCAAAGAAAAAACGUCUCUACGAUAGAAAAAUGUCGAAAACUCUUAAUUCUACAUUACCUUCGCAAAACAGUGAAUGCAUUCUUUACGUUAUGGAAAUGAAACUAGUUAAGCCCGUUACUGAUGAAGGAAAUCCAAAGAGGAGAAAAAUUAUUGAUCCUUUCGAAUCAAAUUCGGCAUUUGGAUUUUUGUCUUCUAAGGAGCUCCCGAAGGUUCCAGGAUUUCCAGUUUUUCAACGGAAUGGCGAAAUGCUUGUGCAAAUUCGAAAAGUAAAGAAUCAACAAUUUCGUCCCACUUUUGAACUUUUACAACUUAUUUACCUCUUUCAUCAACACAUUUUUGAAGAUAUUUUGCGUGUUGCUCGUGGUGGUGUUGUUUUUGCACCUGUAAGCACUGCCGAUUUGGAUUAUGAAAUUGACAAAGAUUACCUUAAUUGGAAUAUCCGCGAAUCUCCAACUACACCUUCAGAUGAAAUUAGGAAACAAUUUUCUUUUGAAGAAUCAAACUACUUAAAUUCUGUUGUUUCACCUUGGUAUCGUUCUGAAGAUCAGUCUGCUUUUUAUUACGUAGCUGAGAUAAUGACUGAUCAAUUUCCGUCUUCUUCAUUUCCUGAUGAAAAAUUUACUUGUUUCAAUCAAUACUUUAUGAGUAAAUAUCAAUUGGAGAUCUACAAUCAAAAACAAAAUUUACUUGAUGUUGACCAUACAUCUGCUAGAAUGAAUCUUUUAUUACCACGAGCAAUUACUGGAAAAUCGGCUACUCGCUCACUAGACCCAUCUCAACGUCAAAUUCUUGUUCCAGAAUUGGUACAUAUACAUCCUCUUUCUGCAACUCUUUGGUCAAUUAUUGUUACUCUUCCUACAAUUCUUUAUAGACUUAAUUCUUUACUGCUUGCCGAUGAAUUUCGUAGCAAGGUUCUUGAAGAUGCUUUGAAAUUUAAUUCACAAACACCCGACGAUUUUGAAUGGAGUCCUCUUCAAUAUGUCACUCUAAAUGAUGAUCUGACACAAAAAAGUAUAAAAAAUUUAGAUCAAUUGAGAAAAAUGAAUAAACAAGAGAAGGAAAAUGAAGUACCAAUGGAGCUUGAUAUUAUUGGAGAGAAUGUGAAUGAGACAGCAGCAAGUGGAAUUAAUGAUUUUGAAAUCGGUGUUUGGGACCCUUCAGAUGGCGCACAAAUGUCUAACAAUGAUAAUACUUCGAAUGAGCCUUCUCCAGUCAUUCACAAUGCACCUGUAAAUGGAUUAAUCCCUGGGCGGAGGAAUGGUCUUCGAGGAGUUAUAGCUGCUAGAGACGAGGAGCUCUCAGAAAUUAUUGCUGUCGGGAAUGAUACAACACUUCAUAAUUAUGGAGAUAUUUCUGAUGAUGAUGAUGUUGCAGCUGAAUAUGAUAAAUUUAAAUUUUUGAUGGACAAUAAAAUGACUACAAGUGAUAUUGGUGAUCUAGGUGAAAUGGAUGUUCGACCUGCGGGGUGGAAUGACGAUAGCAAUGCCAAUACAAUAUCGACAAACAAUCCUCAUAUUAAUAUUGCAAGUUUAAUGAAUGAUUUGGAGAAAAAUUAUGCUGCUUUUGGUACUUCAAGCCAUAUUUCCAAUAAUAAUAAGGCGAAUACCCCUAUCAUUCCGAGUGCUACUGCUGUUGACAAAACGGUCUUGCAAAGAAAGGAGCUUAAUCUAGAUUCGUUGAAUAACAUUGACCCUAAUGAUCAGUCGGUAAAAAGGCAAAAUGAAGAUAUUUUACCAGAGGAAGUUUUUUGGGGAAUGGAUGAAGCUCAGAUAGGAGAGAAUAUUAGCAGUGAAGAAACGAAUAAAAUCAUCCAAACAAAAAGUGCUGAUUCUAUUAGCCCUACACGUGAUUUGAGAGAUCUUGAAAAACAAAACUUUAAAAUAAUGGCACCUGAACUUAAAUGGAUGCCUUUUUCUUUUAUGUGGAACUUACUUGAUCAGAAUCCCCAUGGUGUUUCACCAGCUCUACUGCUUCAAGCAUUGACAACUUCAAGUGCUGCGGAUGGAAUAAAUUUGGAAAGGUUAGAAACAAUUGGAGAUUCAUUUCUCAAAAUGGCUGUUACCAACUAUUUCUACUAUAAACACACUGAACAACAUGAAGGAAAAUUAAGCUAUGCUCGUUCAAAAGAAGUUUCGAAUUCCCAUCUUUUUUAUCUUGGACGGCAACGAGGCAUCCCUCUUCUAAUAGAAACACUAAAAUUCGAUCCACAUGUUAACUGGCUUCCUCCUUGUUAUGCUUCUACUUCAGAAUUUCAUGCUGUCAAUCCUUUUGAUUAUACAGAUUUAGAUGAAGAUCAACGUGAAGUGCCAAUGGAGGGUGUUGAUACUAAUGAAACUGUAGAUCAACAGCAAAAGAUUAAUAAAGAAGCAAUAACAACUGGGUGGGGUACUCUGGACGAUGAUAAACAGAAUUAUAAACGUGAAAAUGGUGUAGAAACUUUAACUUUUCCACAACCAACAAAAUCAGAAAUUCCAGACUUACCUCCAAUGCCAUAUAAUAUGCUAACUCAACAAUGGAUAAGUGACAAAUCAAUUGCUGAUGCGGUAGAGGCAUUAAUUGGAGCACAUUUAAUUCAACUUGGACAAUCAGCUACUCUCAAAUUUAUGAAUUGGUUGGGAAUUAAGGUUCUAACUGAUAUUUCUUCAUUGCCCUCACCACUUCUACGUUUUAUUGACACACCUGAAGAUCCUAAUCUUUCACUUAAACACCUUGCCCUUCUUUAUGAGAAAUUUGAUUUUGCUACUGUUGAGAACAACAUUGGUUAUAAAUUUGCAAAUAAGGCAUAUUUAGUCCAAGCAUUUACACACGCUUCAUAUUACAACAAUCGAGUAACCGGUUGUUACCAACGUUUGGAAUUCCUUGGCGAUGCUGUUUUAGAUUAUAUGAUAACUCGUUUUCUUUACGAACACAAAAAGCAAUAUAGUCCUGGUGUUCUUACUGAUCUUCGCUCCGCUCUUGUCAAUAACACAAUUUUUGCUUCUCUUGCAGUUAAAUAUUCUUUUCACAAACAUUUUGUUAUGAUUUGUCCUCCACUCUAUCAAAUGGUCGAAAAGUUUGUUAAUUUUUGUAAGCAAAAAGAUUUUCUUCACUGCGCGAAUUUUGACGAUGAAAUAUUUAUGUUAACUGAAGAUGAAAUUGAUGAGGAAGAUCUUUUAAGUGAAGAGGAUGUAGAAGUACCUAAAGCGAUGGGUGAUAUUUUCGAAUCAAUUGCUGGUGCUGUUUAUUUGGAUUGUGGAAUGGAUUUAGAUAUUGUUUGGCGUGUAUUUUAUAAUUUAAUGAGAGAUGUUAUACAAAAAUGUUGUGAAAAUCCACCACAAUCGCCAGUUAGGGAAUUAUUUGAGAGAAAGAAUUGUCGAGCAAAAUUCUCAAAAUUGGAACGAAAAUUAGAAACAGGCAAAGUUAGAGUUACUGUAACGGUUAAUGAUAAUCUCCAAUUUACUGGGAUGGGGAGGAGUUAUCGAAUUGCUAAAUGUACAGCUGCUAAACGAGCACUUCAACAUUUAAGAAAGUUAGAUGCCACAAAAUCAGCAAAGAAUAAAUAA
Molecule: messenger RNA, 5589 nt
Organism: Meloidogyne enterolobii
Lineage: Eukaryota; Metazoa; Nematoda; Chromadorea; Rhabditida; Meloidogynidae
Source: the annotation of a GenBank genome assembly